AAUUAUUUCAAAGGGAGUGAGUGAAGUGAAGUGAAGUAGGGCAAUCCAAAAUUCGCCAUUUUUGCUUGUAGUGAAGGGAGAUUUUUUAUUUGUCAGGCUGGAGGACAAGGAAUAUUCAGUAAAAAGUGUGUCAUUAGAUUUAAUUUCUCGUAGCGAAGACUUUAUUUAAACAGAAUCUUAGUAUAAUAGUGUGGUUUUAUUUAUUACUAACGUUUGUAUGUAGUGCUACUUCCCCAUCGUAAAAUUUGCUCGUUGGUGUGUCGCUUUAGCUAAUUCAAUGGCUAUGAUAUCGAAGUUUUAAUACAUCGUGUCGCUUAGACGUUCUCCGUACGGGAUAAUAUCGAGAAAGAGAGGCGACGCCUUUAGAAAUGAGCAGGCCUCAAGGCGGACGCAUUCAAGUCCCGGAUGACCUUAGAGAGAUCUUAUUGGAGUUCACCAUAAGUUAUCUGCUGGAGCAACCGGGGGACGUGAUCAACUACGCUGUCGAGUUCUUCACAAGAUUACAAAGCAACAGGACGACCACCGUAGUGAGGGGCCCUACCGCAGCCGCCGGCACCCCUGAUGAGUCCAUAAUAUCAGAUGAAGAAGAGCCGCCAGUGGCGCGCUUUAACACCAGACGCAAGUCGGUGUUCGCGGAGACCUAUGACCCUGAGGAGGAGGACUCCGACGAGGGGACCACGACCGUGUUCCCCAAGUCGGAUGCACAGCGCCAGCGCCUCGCCGAGGCGGUGCGCAGCAUCCUGCUGUUCCGCUCCCUCGAUGCUCAACAAAUGCAGCAGGUGCUGGACGCGAUGUUCGAGAAGCGCACGGAGCCGGGCGAGUACCUGAUCAGGCAGGGCGACGACGGAGACAACUUCUACGUCAUCGAGAAUGGCAUGUUCGACGUGCUCGUCACCGGCGAUGAUCGCAUCGAGAAGGUGGUGCACACAUACGAAGGGUCCGGUUCGUUCGGCGAGCUGGCUCUCAUGUACAACAUGCCGAGAGCGGCGUCGGUGCGUGCGCAGACCCCGGGCCAACUGUGGGCCAUGGACCGCCACACUUUCCGCCGCAUCCUGCUCAAGAGCGCCUACAAGAAGCGCAAGCUGUACGAAGAUCUGCUGGAGAAGGUGCCCAUGUUGAAGGCGUUGCAGGCUUACGAGCGCGCCAAUCUCGCCGACGCCCUGCUGCCGCGCACUCUGAUCGACGGCGAGCUGAUCAUCCGCCAGGGCGACACGGCCGACGGCAUGUACUUCGUGGAGGACGGCGCCGUUAGCAUCCGCAUCACCCGCGACGAUGGCAACGAGCAUGAGAUCAAGCGUCUUGAGGCGGGCGGGUACUUCGGCGAGCUGGCUCUCGUGACCCACAAGCCGCGCGCUGCUUCUGCUUACGCUGUCGGACCCACCAGGGUGGCAUUCCUGGACGUGGAGACAUUCGAGCGGCUGCUGGGCCCCUGCAUGGAGAUCAUGAAGCGCAACAUCGAUGACUACGAGGAACAGUUGGUGAAGCUGUUCGGCGACAAGAGCAACCUCACCGACGUGCGAUGAACGAGCCGCGCCCCGUCGCCAAGACAUCACUUGUUUCCCUUCCACGCAACAUUAUCACCUCACGACAAACAACUUUACUGCCCAGCUUCAACUGUUACUCAAAAAGUGUCUGAUAGAAUUUGUCUGACAGAUAAACUAUAUAGUUUUCGUUUCGCAAGUCUCGGAUAGCAAUAUCUAGCUUUUAUCUGGCAAAUAACUAACUGACACUUUAUCGGUAGCCAGUGAAACCGGGCCUACAUCUCGGAAGUUAGCCACUAGCUGCAUGCAAGUGUACGCGAAUGGCACACUUCAGAGCGCGAAGUUAUUUGACGUGAGUAUACUCUGUUCCUUUUGUUCUGAGGUUAUGCUGCACCGUUCCAAUUUUAAAUUUGCAGUGCGAUUCUUUUUUUUUUAGAAUUUUAACUGCUAUUGAAUGCAAUGAGGUCUUAUAGGAUAAAUUGGAGUAAAAUUGAAUAUCAUAAAAUAUUUCUAAUGGCAAUACAUGACAAAGAUGUAAUUUUUAAUAUUAUAAUAAAAGGCUCUUACGUAUUUAUUGAACAGCAUAACCUCAUAUAAUUCGAGUCAGUUGUGCUCAUAAAGCAUACGCUUACUAAAUAGCUAAUGUAACAUAUUUUGUGCUUAACCAACUAAAAUGUUGUAGUUCAAGUACACGAUUCGUCGAUUUGAAUUGAAGUAGUGCCAUGUUGAAUAUUUAAUUUGAAACUUAUUGUAGUAGAUAUACCAGAUUACGUGUUGAAUGGAAGGUGAAACGAUGACUACAUAACGAGCGCUCAAUAAUAUUGCAUUGAUACAGAUAUACGCUUAUUUUAGAUAGAGAAAUGCCUUAGUAGCUAAGUAUAUAUAAGGUACAUCGAGGACGUGCGGCGGCCGCCACGUAGCAAACAAAAUGUUCACUUAUGUGCCAUACAUACAACGCGACAACACUACGCCGUCGACUAUAUAUUUUGCUUUGAUUUAUUUAUAUUUCCUACGAUUGUUUUUAGCUUUUUAUGUGCAAUAUAUUUUUACGAGUAUAUUUGGGAUAAUUAGUCGAAGCGUGUCACAAGACAUUUUGUUUCCUGCGUAUGUCGUCUGACACGGAGUCAACACCUGACGCUAACAAUAAAAGAAUUUAUGACUCGAGGGUAAAAAGGCAUUAGUGUUAAACUUUAACAUAAAUAUGUUUACGUAGUGAGUGGUACAAUGCAAUACUAUUCGGCACUCGCCACGUCUUAUCUUGGGAUAUUCUCAAUCGCUAUCGCCGUUUCUAUUAACUUAAGAUAUUUCCACUGACACAGGCUUUUCUGAAUGAUAACAAAAUUAUAUACAUACCUAGUAGGUAAAUUAUAUACUUAGUUAUAUUUUUUAUUUUUGUGAUUAGAUUAAAUCUAUCACUUUAUUUUUUAUUUAUUUUUUAGCUCGGUUAAUGGUUUUUCGUCGAUAUAUGUAUAUGGAGAUUUUAAUGCGAUGAUCAGUUUAUGAUAAUAUUAUGCCAAAUUAUAAAUAAUAGUUCACAUAAAUGUCAUUGUUAUAAAACCAUCUUGCAAAUACAUAAAUGUCCUUUGGAUAUUGUUGUACCAACUAACAUUCAGACAUAAUGAAAUACAUAUAUGUACACAUAAAUAUAUAUUUAUUGAACAAAAUCUAUUUAGUUCGCAGAUAUACUAUUACAAUUGUUUCAUAGUAAUUUUGUUAAGCAAAAGGAAUUGUUUAUGUUGUCUUAUAAUUAAUUUAAAUCUUCUUUUCUGUUGUAGAGAGUUCCUAUUGUUUUGUUUGCUCUUUAACAAUUUUACAUUAUAAUAGAUCUGAGGUGUUUAUCUUUGUAAUACUUUUAUAGCGAACACAAAGCUCCAAUGAACAAGUAGAAGCCAUCGUGAUUGUUAAUCCUGUAAGAGAUCGGUGUACGCAAUGUUGAUUCGGUUGACUCGGACGCGAGUCCGGCCCUCAGGUACAAGUCUCCAGUAUUAUUUAAAUUAGAAACAUCCUACCACCUUUAUUUGUGAAUCCAGCCAAAGUAGGUGAGUGCGUAAAUAUCAUGUGUAGCGCUAAAUAUUUAAGUAUAUAUUUACUAUGUAGUAGUUAGUUUUCGUCAUUUCUUAUUGUAAUUUAAAUAUUAGUAGAAUAGGAAAUUUUAAUGGAAUAUAGUCAAAUCCUGAGGGGUGAGGUGUAUCGUUUUUGACGCCAUGUACAAAAGUGUACAAAUUGAUUUCAGAUGCCAUAGAAGAUUUUAUUUUAUUGUACGAAUAUAAUACGUUGAUUGUUUUAUUGUGAAAUAUAAAUGUACGCUUUCUAAUUUCACUGGUUAACUAAGUGCAGACGUGUCUGUGGCAGCUCGCACGUCGGCCGGCGCUUCGCUUGUUCUUCUAUAGCAUUCGUUAUGUAUCUAACUGCUGGUUUGAGUUUCACGUAGCUAAUACAUUCCCUUUACUGGUUCACAAUGUAUUUAUUUACAGAAUUUCUAAUAACUUUUGUGCGCCAUCAAUUUUCUAUAGUUAAAUUGUCACUUGAAGUGCCUAUUUCGUACAACAACAUGAACCUGGAAACAAUUUUCUUAGAGCACUCUCUCACUAACAAUUUAAUAUUAAUCUCGUGUUUUGACUUACUUAAACUGCCUUUUCUAUGUGAAAUUGUGAAAUGUGUUGUGAGAUAUGUGUAUUUAGUGCAUCGAACUUCAAACAGUUCGGUACCUCCGGUUAAGAUGUGAACCCACUCUUUGUACUAUAAUAACACAAAAUGCUCAAAAUAUUUACCACUGACGGCCGUGUUUGUGACUUCUGCGAUACACAUUAUUAUUAAAACACGUUCGGUAAAUAUUUUGACCUGCAGUAUGACAUGAUUUUUUAUGUAUUUUAUUCGAUGACGUCGAAUCCACUAUUUAUCCAUGAGCACUGGUUAAUUUGGGGAGUGUGAUGUUCGAUAGAUUUCCGUAUGAUCGUGUCAUGUACAUGUUUGAUAUUGCUACGUAUAACGUUGUGUUUGUUACGUGUACAGGUGAGGUGCGUCACGUGUCGUCACCACGUAAUGUCUGUGUGUCCCCGUGUUGCGAACCCAGUAGUUUAUAUUAUCGUGCAAUAAUAACUAAUAACUGUCAUUUAUCUAUGUCGUUUACAUCAAUAUCAUGUGUUAAAAUUUGUCUGUGUGAAAUUUAUUUAUAGAAUUUAAUAAAAUAUAAAUAGAAUAAGACAUAUAUAUCGCUCUUAAUACUGGUGUUUUAAGAAUAUUCAGCAUCGGUAUUGUAGGAAAUGCUAAUCAAAUUACACUUGUAUAUUCAGUUUUUUAUUGAAAUUAAUCGACACGCAACAUCUUUAAUGUUAACAUAGAAGCACAAAUGUCUAGAAUGCGUGAUUCGAUGGGAGGUUUUCAUUCUGUUGUCUUCCAUGGGACGCACAGAGGCCGCUAUUCCAACAUCCCAAGGCAUUAUUCGGAGCGCUAUAAUAUGCAUUCUCUGGCAUACUGAUGUAAAAUUAAAAUUCAAUACGCUUAACCGUAGCGUAAUUUUUGAUAAAUUAUACUAGUCAUUGGUGUCUAAUGUAGAUUUGUAACCUGACAGCACGUUGGUAUGGAGCGUCCUCCAUGUCUCCACUCACUGUAGGUUAAGUCGUCAUCCCUGUCCCAUACGAAGUGAAAGCAUAUCAGCGCGGCGCUCGCGUCGCACCUAUGAUUAUACUAUGCACCACAUGUGUACAUCCGGUAGCCAGUUGAGAACUAGUACCGCUUUUCCCACGUCAUGAGCUUACCCUGUACAUUUAUAAAAAUUAUGUAUCGUAAAAUGUUAGAAAACUGAAUUAUAUUUGUUUGUAGAUCUAAA
Molecule: messenger RNA, 5310 nt
Organism: Helicoverpa armigera (cotton bollworm)
Lineage: Eukaryota; Metazoa; Arthropoda; Insecta; Lepidoptera; Noctuidae
Gene: Pka-R2
Product: cAMP-dependent protein kinase type II regulatory subunit
Exons: 7
Coding region: 369-1523 (384 amino acids)
Biological process (GO): negative regulation of cAMP-dependent protein kinase activity
Cellular component (GO): cAMP-dependent protein kinase complex
Molecular function (GO): cAMP binding; cAMP-dependent protein kinase inhibitor activity; protein kinase A catalytic subunit binding
Source: RefSeq, a predicted model, not a curated record